Messenger RNA from Erythranthe guttata (spotted monkey flower), 705 nucleotides. The record is from RefSeq and is a predicted model, not a curated record. Lineage: Eukaryota; Viridiplantae; Streptophyta; Magnoliopsida; Lamiales; Phrymaceae.
AUGGGUGAUGGCGUUUCAACAAGCGGCGAAGACGUACCAAUGCCAGAGAGGUCGGAGUGCAGAAACGUCGAUCCACCGUAUAGCGUGCUAUCUUCACCGCAUACUAGAUCACGUAGCACGCAAGAUGCCCUUGAGACAUCUGCUCAGGGGGAACAUGACACUGCUAACAAUCUCCCGCCUUGGCGAGGCUCUGGCUUACCGCUUCCCCCUCCCCGCAUUUAUGUUCCAACACAAGUCCCUCCCCAUGAGCCCCCACUAGGGAUUCAACAGGAUCCACUUCUUCAUGCUCCUCAAGCGGUUCAGAUAACCGAGGAGGCCCUUCAACGUGCGCAAGAUGACCUUGAGACAUCAGCUCGAGGGGAGCGUGACAUUGCUAAAAACCUCCCACCUCGUAGAAACUCUGGUUUGCCACUUCCUCAUCCUCGUGAUCGGGAUCCACCACGAGACCCUAGUCGUGAUCUGAAACCUCUGCUCGUCACUGAAGCACGAUACAUCGCCACAGCCGGAGCCAACGCUCCUCAUGCGGCUCCACCCAUGGUAAAACCACCUCCACCAGCGCAGGAUAACGACUGCCAAACAAUUGUGUCGUCGGCAUCUGCCUUAGACCCUAGGUCUCUGAUGCAACAAUCCACUCAACGCCAAGAGGCACGAACGGGGCAACAACAACCACGUUCACCUCCAAGAGGCAACGCCUAUAGCCAGUAA